This is a messenger RNA of Epinephelus lanceolatus (giant grouper), 4462 nucleotides long. RefSeq names its product zgc:123305. The record is from RefSeq and is a predicted model, not a curated record. Gene Ontology annotation, cellular component: nucleus. Gene Ontology annotation, biological process: triglyceride biosynthetic process; positive regulation of transcription by RNA polymerase II; fatty acid catabolic process. NCBI's taxonomy places the organism in Eukaryota, Metazoa, Chordata, Actinopteri, Perciformes, Serranidae. Gene Ontology annotation, molecular function: transcription coactivator activity; phosphatidate phosphatase activity.
AGCCUUUAUAGUGAAGUCGUAUGGCAGAAGGCAGGUCAAGGGAACACAGCCUGGUUGGGAGGGGACAUCUUCAUCCUUCAUUGUGGUCCCAAACCAUGAAUAUUGUGGGUCAGUUUGCGGAGACGGUGUUUGUGACGGUGAAGGAGCUGUACCGUGGCCUUAACCCCGCCACUCUCACAGGAGGGAUUGAUGUCAUUGUGGUGCGACAGCCUGAUGGAUCCUUCCAGUGUUCCCCCUUUCACGUCCGCUUCGGCAAGCUGGGCGUGCUGCGCUCCAAGGAGAAAAUUGUGGACAUUGAGAUAAAUGGAGAGUCAGUUGACCUGCACAUGAAGCUGGGUGACAAUGGGGAAGCUUUUUUUGUGGAGGAAAAUGAAAACAUGGAGUUGCAGGUCCCAGCCCAUCUUUGCACUUCCCCAAUUCCUCUUGAAAUGUCAGAGGAGACUGAGGAGACCCCCGAGGGAUCCUCCAUAGCCGGGUCAGGUGCCCGCAGGAAGAAACGCCGUCGCAAACGCGUGCGUUCCGAUUCUCACCUGAGAGAAGAGGCCACCUCCUCAUCAGAUGAGAGAGAAAGAGAGAAGGAGUGGGAGAGAGAAAGUGAUCAGGCCGGGCAGGAGAGCCCUGCUAAGGAUGAGUCCGCCUUACCACUGCAAGUCAGUAAAUCAGUGUACUACUCGCUGUCUGAGGAGCCAAAUGAGGAGCUGGGGGCCACACAGACUAGAGACACUCAUCCACACUCAGAGGGAGAGCAGUCACCCUCUGAAAGCAGUGUGUUCUUCAGCCGACCAUCCUCUCCUAAGAGUGACUCAGAGCUUCUGGUGAAAUCCCAAGAGUCAUCUGGGCCUCAGAUACAGUGGAACUGGGGAGGUUUUCCCACGCUGUGUCAAUCUGAGCGGGCUCCAGUGGAGCUACAGCGCAUCUCCCCCUCCAGCAGUUCUCAUUUCCGCACCAUUGAGAGACAGGACUCCUUUGACAUGAGCUGUGAGCCUGUGAUCAGCUGUGGCAGAAUGGGCAGUGUAACAGUGGUCAGGCCACAACCCAGGACUCAGUCCCUAGACAUAGGUAGUCAUGCUGUGCAGACCACCCCUUUGUCCAGAGAGACAAACUCUCACUUCACCCAUUCCACCCCCACUGACCUCUCCAACUCUUGUGUAUCAUCAGAGAAGACUAAUGAAGACUCAGCACAGGCACUUGUAUCCACAUUAGGGGAAACAGAGAACAGAGACUCAUCUUUUUCUUCAGCUAAUCUAAUUAAUGGCACAGAUUCUCUUGCAAGCAAAGAAAAUAUCAGUGUUGAGAAUAAUAACACUGUGACUGACGGUGUGACCGAACCAAAUAGUGGACAAAGACAGCCCAUAAAUGAAAGCGAAGACAGCACAGUCACUGCAACAAAUCUCAUUAGUACAGAGUUAUCAAAUCCACAACAGCAGGGUACCUUAUCGGAGCAAAGCGAACAGGGUUCCACCGGCAGUGCUCCUGUCAGCGAGGGGGACAGUGGGAUAGAUCCCUGCGCUGAGGUGGGAGAGGAGGACGGUGGACCUGGAGGGACUGAAGGGUCAACAGGAGGCUCACUGACCAAUAAAACAGAGGGGUUAGCAAACUCAUCAGAGGCAUCCUCCAGAGUGGAGCAGCAGGACAAGAAGAAAGGUAAACGUAAUCACCAUCUGGGACCAACAGAUAUUUACUUGGAUGAUUUGACCAAGUUGGAUCCUGAGGUGGCUGCACUCUAUUUCCCAAAGAGCGAGACUGAGGGAGCGUCUCAGCACGGGGCAGAGCAGGGCUCCUGCUCAGGAAGCCAGUCACCUCAGUCAGUGGGCAGUGGGGCCAUGGACAGCGGGACCGAGUACCUCUCAGAUUCUGCCUCCUAUCAAAUGGACGUCAGCAUGUCCCUCUGCGGACAAGAGGGCGACACCAGCCAUAUCACUAAAGAGAAGUUUAUGGAGCACAUUGUGACGUACCAGGAUUUUGCCAGCAAUCCAGGAAUCAUUGAGGAUCCAAACCUUGUGAUCUGCAUCAACUCCAACUAUUAUAACUGGGCAGUGGCUGCACCAAUGGUCUUAUCAAUGACAACUUUCCAGAAAAACCUACCAAAGAGUACGAUAGAGCGGCUGGUGAAGGAUAAGAUGCCCAAAAAGUCUGGGCGCUGGUGGUUCUCCUGGAGGAGAAGAGACAUGGACAAUAGUCAGCAAAAGAGCUCAAAGGAGGAGCAGGAGGAGCCACUACCGAGUGUUUCUCACACAAUUAAAGCCACACUGGAUGACGUUGACAGCGAUGAAGCGGCAGGCCUCGGCCGAACAGCCAUGAUUCCUUCCAGCCUGUCACAAGAAACACUUAAUGCCGCUCAGUGUAUCACCCAGAUGUACCGCAAAUCACUACGUCUAACCUCUAAACAGAUCGAGCACUUAAACCUGCGUGACGGAGCCAACAAGGUGGUGUUCAGUGUGACCACACAAUACCAGGGCACCUGUCGCUGUGAGGCUGCCAUCUACCUGUGGAACUGGAACGAUCGUGUCAUCAUAUCUGACAUAGAUGGCACCAUUACUAAGUCUGAUGCUCUGGGUCAUAUUCUACCUCAGUUUGGGAAAGACUGGACACAUAAAGGCAUCGCCAAACUCUACCACAAAAUACACCAAAAUGGGUAUAAGUUCCUGUAUUGUUCAGCACGGGCCAUAGGUAUGGCUGCCAUCACUAAGGACUACCUUCACUGGGUCAAUGACAAAGGCAUUGUCCUCCCUCAAGGCCCUGUGCUGUUGGCCCCCAGCAGCCUCUUCUCAGCUCUACACAGAGAGGUUAUUGAGAAGAAGCCAGAGGUGUUUAAAAUUGCCUGUCUGAGUGACAUCAAGGAUCUGUUCAACCCAAAGAGACAGCCCUUCUACGCAGCCUUCGGCAACAGGACUAACGAUGCUUUUGCCUACAAGCAGGUUGGAGUUCCUGAUACCAGGUUAUUUACUGUCAACCCAAAAGGAGAGCUCAUCCAGGAGAAGACUAAAGGCAACAAGUCCUCGUACAGCCACCUGAGUGAACUGGUGGAACAUUUCUUCCCCGUGCUCUCUGUCGGGAACAGCACGUCCUCUGCUCUGGCCUGUCCCGAGUACAGCAGCUUCGCCUAUUGGAAGGAGCCUCUGCCAGAAUUCGACCUGGAUGCACUACUGUAGACACACACCUCUACCAAAAGCCACAUAAACAAGAUUUAAGACACAUAAAGUAUACUCUCUUUGUUCUCUCCUUUUCCCAAAAGGCAUUUGAAAGGAUUUUUCCCAGCAUGCCUGAAUACUGCCUUUGAUAGACCUGCCAACUGUAGUGCCUGUUUGUGAGACUUGGAAUAAACUGGAACAGAAAGAAGUGACUGUCCCGUCAUAUAAAGAUAUAUAGCCAAACCAAGUCGUAAUAUGCACAGACUCGACAUUUCAAAAUAAGUGUAUAAAACAUAAUGCAGUCCUUAUCUCAGUGCUCUUACACUGACUGUGGCUGUUUACACUUUUUUUUGCUAUUUUAUUGUGAAAAUCCUCCACUGACCAUGACACAACUGGACAAAUAUGCCUUUGGACUGUUUCACUGUUUUUUAAUUGUGUGCACCAGAAUCAUAGUCAUUCCAAAAUAUGAGUUUAAAACACCAAAAACACUUGGGAUGCCUAAAUCCCUCAUAUACCAAAACUACUGCCUGUUUUCUGUAAUCGUCUUGUCUUGAAGCUCAUCUUCAAAGCUUAAACAGACCUGGACACACACACACACACACACACACACACACACACACACACACAGCUACAAAACAAGCCUGUUAUCCUUCAUUCAGUUGAGAGUUGUGUACAUGUCUGUGUGUUUGGACGUGAGUGUCGUGGGAAGACUUUUUAUAGCUACAUGUAACAAGCAACCAAAUAUGGUGUGAGAAUGUGUUUAAAUUGCUUUGGAUUAUUUUAGUCUGUUUGAGAUAUGAGAUAAGUGGAGUUUUCCCAGAGUAUUGAGCGUUACUCUGUUUUUGUCAACCACAAGAGUGUUUCCUAAUUACAUUUGACUCACCUGAGUCAUAGGUAAUGAGAGCAUUGGAUGAGAAGCUAGACUUCAGGUGGGAUCACUGCUGAAUCAAAGUGUGCAAGUGAGUAUUGAUUUAUUUUAAUAUGUAGGGACUGCAACAACAAGUUGAUCUGAGCAUAUGGUCAUCAUGAAACCACAACAUAUACAUUUCACACGUCUUCUUUUAGGUAGGGAACUGCCAAGUUUAGAAAUGUUUGUACACUACAUGAGUUCGGAGGUGGGUCAGACUGACUUUUAUUCUAGAGAAGUGUAAACAGACCCUGGAGGGGAACAGUAGUGGUGUAGCCUGCCGCGGUGCCUUUGUACUAUAGUGACUGUUUUAUUUAUUAUUUUUGCGUGUCUUUCAUCAUCCAAUUGUGUGGAGAGGGUUUUGCUGAUGUCCUUGAAACCAAAUGUAGAAAUAUGAAUAAAUUAAAAAUACUUCAGCACUGUU